This is a messenger RNA of Fimicolochytrium jonesii, 1896 nucleotides long. RefSeq lists its product as uncharacterized. The record is from RefSeq and is a predicted model, not a curated record. Bases 1 to 1896 code for a protein of 631 amino acids. Lineage: Eukaryota; Fungi; Chytridiomycota; Chytridiomycetes; Spizellomycetales; Powellomycetaceae. The transcript has a single exon.
AUGGACCCCGUAACCGAAGAUCUCGCCUCCCUCUCCCUUCAAUCCAGCCUCCCGCGCUCCACCCGCCCCAACCCGCUCCCCUGCCCGCUCAUCCGCCGCAUCGUCUCCUUUCUCGGCCCGCUGGAGUACCACCUCGUCGCCCCGCUGGUGUGUAAACAGUGGCACAGAUGUAUCCGACGGAGGAAACAUGAGGGCGAUGUGUGGGUGUGGAAUCCAAGGGUUGUGCUGGUCAAUUUGGUGCUGGUGCCGGAAGCUGUUAGGGAGAGUGACGAGGAUGAGGAUAAAGGCAAGCCGAGGGUCGGGGUUGUAGGGGAGGAGGGGAAUGGGGCGAGUGAUGAGGGGAGUGAUGGGAAUACCAAGGACGCGAACACGAAGGAUGCAUCGCGCACAACCCGCACAACCCGUCGCCGCCAAAAACGCCUCGCCAAAACCCUCAUCGAGCGUCCCGCGCCGUUACUGCACUGGACAUACCUCCCCAAAGAGAUCCGCGACGCGACGCAGGCGACCGUGGCUGGUGAAGGGAUGGUCGUGCAAGUCGGGCUGGAGUCGGUCCCGGGGGAUGAAGCGGAGCUGCGGGAGUUUUUGAACGGGCUGUUGGCAAUGUUGAUGUAUAGGGCGAGGGCGUGGCGGCCGACGGGGAUUGAACCUGGGAGUGGGGAGAAUGGGACGGCGGCGACGGCGGUGGAGUGUGGGGAGGGGGAGGCGUGUGGGGAUGAGAGGCGCGAUGUUGCUUCGGCGGAGGACGAUAAACUUGGGCGAUUAGCAGUAUCAGAAGGAGGAGGAGAAGAAAGCUACCGCCACGCCACACCCAACAUCUCCAUCGUCCCCUACCAAUUCACCCUCACGCCCCCACCGGGUGUCAUCUCCCCAGCGACGCUCGCCACCUACUCCCAAAAAGUCGCCCGGCUGCUUUCCCUCUUCUCGCCGCGCGUCCUCGAAGCCCACGCCCCCUUCCUCGGCGCGUUGAACGAUAUCCCCGCCAUGGCGGCGAGUGGAGCGGAGUGGACGACGCCGGUGCACCAUGUACGCGUGUGUGGCGUGUCGGGGAGGGAACGCGGGAUGCCGGAUAUCAAGAACAUCGGGCGGUUGAAGCACUUGGUUUGUUUGGAGGUCGAGGGGGAUAAGGGGAACACUGCCCAGGAUCCGUUUGUUAAGAAUGAGGGCACGGAUCCGUUAAGGGAGGAGACGGCGGUUGUGAAUGGCAAUACGCCACCCAUCCAACUCGGCAUCCAACACCUACUGCCUCUUCACGCCACCCUGCGCGAACUGCACAUCGACCACCGCGUGCCUUUACCGAUCGCCCAACAUACCGACCUCUGCAAUGUAGUCAUGCAGUUGCCCAACCUCAGCGUCCUACGCGUCGGGUACAUCGUUCAACAAAGCGAGACGACACCCGGAGGCGUGGCCCCUGCCACCCUCGCAAAACUGGUGUGCCAUCACCCGGGCCUGUGGGAGGUCGGUGCGCUUGUCGGGGUGGAUGAAGCGUUUUGGACGGCGGUGAAGGCGUUGCGGGGUGAAAACCGACAGGAGAAAGAAAAAGAACAACCCCUUCGAAUCCUCUCAAUCUCCCUCAACCCCACCCACACGUCCCUCCUCACCCUAUUCACGAGCACUCUCACCCAGCUUGCGGCCACCCUCCCGCACCUCCACCGGAUCUGCAUUGACCUCAACGCGGCCCCAGCGACUUCCAUCACCGCGCGGGAUGUGUUGGGUGUGUUGAAGAAAGCUAAAGGGGAGUGGGGCGGGGACAAUGGGAGUGGGGGCAGGAGGGUGAUGUGGAAGGAGGUUGUGGUGGAGCAGUGUGAGUUGGGGGUGAGUGAUGUGGCGGUGUGGGGCAAGAUGAAUUUGGAGGACGGGGAGGGGUUCAAGGUUAGGUGGAAGGGGGUUAGGCAGUGA